Molecule: messenger RNA, 1179 nt
Organism: Prorocentrum cordatum
Lineage: Eukaryota; Dinophyceae; Prorocentrales; Prorocentraceae
Source: the annotation of a GenBank genome assembly
AUGGGCAGCCUGCCCGACGACAACAUGUGCAUCUACUGCGACCGCGGGCAUGCUGUCACAUUCCACAUUCCCGACGCGACGCUGGAAUGCGGAAUGGGCACCAUGUGCGAUACAUGCUGCCGCAAGGCCUCGAUCAACUGCAUUGAACACAUCGACCGCAAGCGCCUGGCUCGUUUCCUGGCGGCCGCGCGCGUCGCGGGCCGUCCAGGAGAUUUCUACGACAUCUUCCCUGUGGACGGGGCCGAGUUGGGCGAGCUGCUCGCGAGGUGGUUGGUCGCCGCCACAGCUACAUUCCAAAAUGUCCGGAGUGGCGGGCGCCGAGUUCCGCUUAGUCCCGUCGCCGAGGGCAAGGUUACGCGUAGUCCCGUCACCGAGGACGGAGCCGCAGUGGCGGCUCCAGAGUUCGACGAUGCACGGGGCUGGGGGGGCUCCUACGUGGCAAGCGUAAUCGAGGCCGCGGAAUCGGAGCGGGAAGCCGCAUCGCUGGGGCACGGGUUUGUCGAUGAUGGGCACUGGACGCAGUGGUGGGGGAGCGCGCGCGACCGUGUACUGAUGCACGCAAGGCAGCGCACGCUCGAUGCCGAGCAGCGACUGCAAGAAGCUCAGCCUGCGUGGCACAAUGCGGUGCACAUCGAGUUCAUGCACAGGGCCUGCGUGAGGGCGCCAGCGGCGCAGGGUCGCAUGGUCGCAGCGGCGCGCCUGGCCGUAGUGGACGACGCCAUGACUGCCGCAGGGGCUGAGGAAUGGGAGACGUAUGAGUUUGAUACGUAUGAGGCCGCGAGGGGCAUCUUAGCCACCAUGACGAACGGUCCUCAUAAUCCAGUCUCCCGCUACUACGAAAGACAGCUGAGCUUAUUGUCGAGGUACCACCAGGUGGCCUUGCUUUACUCCGACUUCUGCGCGUCCUUCUCGCAGAGAGCGGUGCUCAGGACGUGGCUCGCGCUGCACCAGCGCCACCACCCUCGGGACCUCUACAUCCACAAACACCAGGAGCAUCUUCAGGGCCUGGGCGUGGCCCGGGCGGAGCUGUGGCAGCGCGCGGAGCAGGUCCGCGAGCAGGACCGCAAGCAGCGCCGCCUUCGCGCCAUGAACUUCGUGCUGGUGCCGCCCACCUCCAUCGACUGCUGCGUCUCGCUGCUUCCACCCCCGAAAAUACCAUGGUGGACAGACCAUCUAGAG